AUGGGUAAGCACAAUUCCUCUCUCCUCGCUUGGAUCUGGAUCUUGGAUGCGAAUGCUUGCUGCGAAUUUUUCGAACCCCGACCGCGACGAACAAACUUUUUCAAGCACGCCUGCUUCAUGGAUUCACCAACACCGACUGCCAUCAGCUCGCAUAUCAAGCGAGACUACAGCACACUACCAAACUACGAAUGGGUCGGGGCUUGGCUUGGGAGGAACAAGAAAGAGGGGAAUGAGCGCAAGACCUGGCAUGACCUCACGACGGAACGCGAUUCUGCCCUCCCGUCCGAAACCGACCGACCGGAAAAUUCGCAGCAGCACGAAAUGACACAGCUAUUCGCAUCCUUGAAUCCAGAGAUUGUCAUUGGGCGCCACUUGCCCACCGAGUCCAACCCGACUCCCGCGUUGUACCGCAUGACCAUCUUCGCUCCCAAUGUCACGGUUGCGAAGUCCCGUUACUGGUACUUCUUGCGUGGCCUGAAGAAGGUCAAGAAGGCCACCGGUGAGAUCGUCAGCGUCAAGGAGAUCCAGGAGAAGCACCCCCUCAAGGUCAAGAACUUCGGUGUCUGGCUCCGCUACGACUCCCGCUCCGGCACCCACAACAUGUACAAGGAGUACCGCGAGAUGUCCCGCACCGACGCCGUCGAGGCUCUCUACUCCGACAUGGCCGCCCGCCACCGUGCCCGCUUCAGGUCCAUCCACAUCCUCAAGGUCGUCGAGCUCGAGAAGGGCGACGAUGUCAAGCGCCCUUACAUCAAGCAGCUCAUCACCAAGGGCCUCAGCUUCCCCCUACCCCACCGCGUCUCCAAGCUCAACAACCAGAAGAUCUUCAGCGCGAAGCGUCCCACCACCUUCGCAUAA
Messenger RNA from Colletotrichum lupini, 858 nucleotides. RefSeq names its product ribosomal L18ae protein family. Gene Ontology annotation, molecular function: structural constituent of ribosome. Gene Ontology annotation, cellular component: cytosolic large ribosomal subunit; ribosome. The transcript has 5 exons. NCBI's taxonomy places the organism in Eukaryota, Fungi, Ascomycota, Sordariomycetes, Glomerellales, Glomerellaceae. The record is from RefSeq and is a predicted model, not a curated record. Gene Ontology annotation, biological process: translation. The coding region runs from base 1 to 858 and encodes 285 amino acids.